Messenger RNA from Olea europaea var. sylvestris, 2733 nucleotides. Its product is annotated as probable transcriptional regulator SLK2. The transcript has 10 exons. Gene Ontology annotation, cellular component: nucleus; transcription regulator complex. The record is from RefSeq and is a predicted model, not a curated record. Bases 256 to 2733 code for a protein of 825 amino acids. Lineage: Eukaryota; Viridiplantae; Streptophyta; Magnoliopsida; Lamiales; Oleaceae. Gene Ontology annotation, biological process: positive regulation of transcription by RNA polymerase II; negative regulation of transcription by RNA polymerase II.
CAGUAAAUUAUCUUUAGUGGGAAAACAUUUUAAAUAUUUUCCAUUUAUAGCAAGUAUAGAGCUUUAGUUUCCUGCAUUCUUACACAUUUUUUUUUCAGUUCGUUGCAAAUUUUCGAUCUUUGUUUCAAACUGAUGUUAGGUGUAAAGUGGUACCAAUCAAAAGCCAGCGUUAAGUCCCCUUUUAUGUACAUUAAGUUGUAAACGGUUGGCACUGGAUAGCUAUUUGGAUCCCAGCCCCAGGCAGCAGUAUCUCCUAUGAUGCCCUCUCACGUGGCUGGAGGAAUGAAUCAUUCUUCUUUGAGAUCCGGAAUGCUUUCCCAAGGAGAUGGGAGAUCCCAGGUUGCAGGGAGUUCUCAGUUGAAUUCAAAUUUCAAUAACUUGUCGAAUUCAAUACCCGGAAAUGCAUGUCCCAACAUGGGUCCAGUUUCUGGGGGUGUUGGCAACACAGUCUUAAAUGGUGUGGCAAGCUCUGGACCAAGUGUUGGGGCAAAUUCUUUGGUCACUGAUGCCAACUCAGGACUUUCAGGGGGUCCCCUUCUGCAGAGAAGUGCCAGCAUCAAUAAGGAAUCUUAUAUGCGCCUACCUGCAUCACCAAUGUCAUUCUCAUCUAAUAACAUUAGCAUCUCUAGCUCUUCUGUCGUAGACGGAUCCUCUAUUGGGCUGCCAGGUUCUAAUCAAAACUCAAACUCUCAACAAGCCCAGCAAAGUCAGCAGCAUCAGGGAGCUUCAAAUGCGACAUCUUUGCCUACAUCAGGGAUGGGGCAAGUUCAGCUUCCUGGUGUUCCAAAGGUCCUUAGUUCCAUAAUUCAGGAUCCCACUAUUAUGUCUCAGCUACAAAAGAAACCUCGCUUGGACAUCAAGCAGGAAGAUAUUCUACAACAACAGGCUCUGCAGCAACUGUUGCAGAGACAAGAUUCAAUGCACUUACAAAACUCAAACCCACAGUUGCAAGCUUUGAUUCAGCAGCAGAGACUACGGCAACAGCAACAGCAACAGCUCCUACAGUCCAUGCCACCAAUGCAGAGGGUUCAGUUUUUGCAGCAACAGCAACAGCAACAGCAGCAGCAGCUGCAGCUAAGACAGCAGCUUCAACAACAGGGAAUGCAGCCCGCAUCUUCCGUGAAGCGCCCUUAUGAUGGUGGUGUAUGCUCACGUCGGCUAAUGCAAUACCUGUAUCAUCAGAGACAGAGACCUCCUGAUAACACUAUUGCCUAUUGGAAAAAAUUUGUUGCUGAGUACUACUCCCCACGUGCGAAGAAGAGGUGGUGUCUAUCCUUGUACAAUAAUGUUGGGAAUCAUUCGCUUGGGGUAUUUCCGCAGGCAGCAAUGGAUGCAUGGCAGUGUGACAUUUGUGGUUCAAAAUCUGGGAGGGGAUUUGAGGCAACUGUUGAAGUGCUCCCCAGACUUAAUGAAAUCAAAUUUGGCAGUGGUGUCAUCGAUGAGCUCUUGUUUUUGGACUUGCCUCGUGAAUAUAGAUUUCCUUCAGGAAUGAUGAUGCUUGAGUAUGCAAAGGCAGUUCAAGAAAGCAUAUAUGAGCAACUCCGUGUGGUUCGCGAGGGUCAUCUUCGUAUCAUUUUCAGCCCUGAUUUGAAGAUAUUAUCUUGGGAAUUUUGUGCACAGCGUCAUGAGGAACUUCUUUGUCGUAGAUUGGUUGCGCCACAGGUAAAUCAAUUGCUGCAGGUUGCCCAGAAAUGCCAAAGCACAAUUUCUGAAAGUGGACCUGAUGGCAUUUCUCAGCCUGAUUUACAGGCAAACAGUGUUAUGGUUGUAACGGCUGGACGUCAGCUUGCUAAGAGUUUGGAGCUACAAUCGCUUAAUGACUUGGGAUUUUCCAAACGAUAUGUUCGGUGCCUUCAGAUUGCUGAGGUUGUCAAUAGCAUGAAAAAACUGAUGGAUUUCUGCAGAGAACAAAAAGUUGGGCCAAUUGAGGGCUUGAAAAAUUUUCCACGACACACCACUGUGCCGAAGAUCGAGAUGCAAGAGAUGGAGCAGAUGGGAGGUGUUCAGGGUAUGCCAUCUGAUUCCAAUGCACUAAAUAAGGUAAUGGCAUUGAAUCCAGGGACCAACAGUCAAAUGAAUAAUAACAAACAUAUGGUUGCUCGAGGAGCUUUGAGUGGCUCAGCACAGGCUGCUCUUGCAUUGACAGACUAUCAAAAUUUGCUGAUGAGACAAAACUCAAUAAAUUCAACCCACAAUUCAAUUCAGCAGGAGGCAUCUUCUUCGUUCAGUUAUUCUAGCCAAUAUCCGACUUCAUCAAUUUCUGGGUUGCAAAAUGCACCGGGCGGUGGCUUCUCGAGUUCCCAUGUACCACAGCAGCAGCAAGGGCUGCAGCGUUCAUUAAGUUGUAAUGGUUUAUUACUACAAAAUCAACCCCAGCCCUCUCACAGGAGCCAAAUGUCACAACAGCAAACGAUCCAGCAAUUAUUGCAGCAUAUGAACAAUAACAAUGGUGGGGGCGGAGUUCAACAGCAGUCCCUUUCGAUUCAGGGCCCUUCAGCAGCAACUACUCCUGCUGCAAAUGGACAAGGCAAUGUUGUUGGACACCCACCAAGCAGAAGCAACAGUUUCCAGUCUGCUUCAAAUAAUGAGUUCUCAUUUACCCAUAAACCAUCAGAUUUGCCACAGAAUCUUCAUUUAUCAGAGGAAAUGGUACAAGAAAUUGCCCACGAGUCCAUGGAAAAUGGAUUUUUUAACAAUGAUAUUGAUGACAGCAUAAACUAUAUGUGGAAAUAA